Molecule: messenger RNA, 2730 nt
Organism: Tarenaya hassleriana
Lineage: Eukaryota; Viridiplantae; Streptophyta; Magnoliopsida; Brassicales; Cleomaceae
Product: probable serine/threonine-protein kinase At1g09600
Exons: 9
Coding region: 382-2502 (706 amino acids)
Biological process (GO): positive regulation of transcription elongation by RNA polymerase II; protein phosphorylation
Cellular component (GO): cyclin-dependent protein kinase holoenzyme complex; nucleus
Molecular function (GO): cyclin-dependent protein serine/threonine kinase activity; RNA polymerase II CTD heptapeptide repeat kinase activity; ATP binding
Source: RefSeq, a predicted model, not a curated record
UCCCCCUCUGCUGCGAAGAGUUAAGCGCGCUCUCUCUCUCUCGCGCUCAUCGCUGAGUCUGUUCCUCUCUCCUCUCCUCCAUUAAUGGCGAUACCUGGCAUGUUGUUCUCUUUCUAGAGCGAAUACAGCUGCUUCUUUUUCUUGGAAGUUUUAUUUUCCGGAAAUAGAGAAGACAAGGAAGCUCGAGUUGUCCGUCGUAGCCCUAUUUUUGAUAGGUUAUUCGUAAUUCUAGGAAGGAAUCACUCAGAUCCGAAAAUCUCUCUGUAUUUUCUCUCUCUGCAGAAAAACAAAAGAAGCUAGAUUUUGCAAAGAAGAAGAAGCAUACGGGUAGCAUUUAAAUCAUACAGUUUCCUGGCUGGGAUCAGGAAACUGUGGAAAAUUAUGGGCUGCAUUUGCUCGAAAGGAGCACGGGCAAAUGGUUAUGUAGAGAACACCGAUGUUAAGGAUACAGACUUGCCUAAAAACUCCAAGAAGCAAUCUGUUUCUUCGAGGAAUGGCAAUUUUGAAUCCGAGGAAGCAGGCCUCAAUGGCAAUGAAUCCACCUUGAGGCUAAUUCCCAAUGAUGGGAAAAACGCUUGCUUGAUGCCUGUUUAUUAUGAUGAAGCGGAGAAGAAGGAUGGUUUUGAGAGAAAAUCUUCUAAAUCUAUAUUCCAGAGACGGCCUGUCAAUGAUGUUGGUACAGGGAAUAAUGUAGGAUCAUUGCAGCCAGGGAUGACUAGAAUCAAUAGUAUCUCCAAUGGAGAACGAGGGGCUCAGGUUAUAGCUGGUUGGCCCUCAUGGUUGGCUGCUGUUGCAGGGGAAGCCAUCAAUGGAUGGAUUCCGCGCAAAGCAGAUUCAUUUGAGAAGUUGGAGAAGAUUGGUCAAGGGACGUAUAGCAGUGUAUAUAAAGCUCGUGACCUUGAAUCAAACCAGAUAGUUGCACUGAAGAAAGUGCGGUUUGCUAAUAUGGAUCCUGAGAGUGUUCGUUUCAUGGCAAGAGAAAUAAUCAUCCUUCGUAGGCUUGACCAUCCAAAUGUCAUGAAGCUGGAAGGAUUGAUCACUUCAAGGGUAUCUGGAAGUUUGUACCUUGUAUUCGAAUAUAUGGAUCAUGAUCUCACAGGACUUGCUGGAACCCCAGGGAUUAAGUUCUCCGAGGCACAGAUAAAAUGCUAUAUGAAACAAUUGCUUCAAGGGCUAGAACACUGCCAUAGUCGUGGCGUUUUGCAUCGUGACAUCAAGGGAUCAAAUCUUCUGCUCGACCACAACAGCAAUCUCAAGAUUGGUGAUUUCGGUCUGGCUAAUUUUUUCAGGGGCCACCAAAAGCAGCCUCUCACAAGCCGAGUUGUAACUUUGUGGUUCCGCCCACCUGAGCUUCUGCUUGGGGCUACAGACUAUGGAGUUACAGUCGAUCUAUGGAGCUCCGGUUGCAUACUUGCAGAACUGUUUACUGGAAAGCCUAUUAUGCCUGGAAGAACAGAGGUGGAACAGCUCCACAAGAUCUUCAAACUAUGUGGAUCACCUUCCGAGGAGUAUUGGAAAAGAUCGAGGUUGCCACAUGCAACCAUCUUUAAACCUCAACAGCCUUACAAACGAUGUGUGGCUGAGACGUUCAAGGAUCUUCCCUCUUCGGCUUUGGCUCUCUUGGAGGUCCUUCUCGCUGUAGAACCAGAUGCCCGUGGAACUGCAUCCUCUGCCCUUCAAAGCGAGUUUUUCACCACAAAGCCUUUUCCAAGCGAUCCGUUAAGCUUACCAACAUACAAACCAAGAAAGGAAUAUGAUGCUAAGUUCCGAGACGAAGAAGCAAGACGGAAAAAAGGUGCGAACAGUAAAGGACAGAAUGAGACAAAACGGGCAUCUAGAGAAUCUAAAGCUGUACCAGCUCCAGAUGCCAAUGCCGAGUUGCUGACAUCAAUACAGAAACGUCAAGGACAAGGUAACGCGACAAGUGUCAGCGAAAACUUCAAUCGCGAGGAAGAUUCUGGUGCUGGAUUCCGAAUCGAACCUCAGAAUGGAACAGCCUUUGGGUAUUCGGUUAAUAUGAAUGCAAACGGAGAUGGGCUUCUCGGUUGUUCAAGCCAUUCGAAAGAACUGAGAACACAGAGGUCUUUCGUCCAACGUGGGGCAGCUCAGUUGUCAAGAUUCUCAAAUUCGGUAGCCGCUAGGGAUGGAUCACGUUUCGGAAGUAUACGAGACACGAUAGUGAAUCCAGCAUAUGGAAGGUACAACCAUGGAGGCGAUGGUCAGUCUUCAGAGAAGCUUGAUUGGUCUCAAUGUUUACCGGGAAAAUCCAAAGCCCCCAUGAAAGAUGAACAACAACCCUGUGGAACGGGCUAUGGUGGGAAGAACGGGCGAAUGCAUUACUCGGGACCCUUGAUUCCUGCAGGAGGAAACUUGGAUGAAAUGCUGAAAGAACAUGAGAGACAGAUCCAGUUGGCUGUUCGAAGAGCUCGGGUGGACAAGACGAAGAAGGAUGACAGAAACGGACAAAGCCAAAUGUUGCUGGCGGCGGCCAAUGGCCGGUAAUAUCAGGUGAUCUCUCUGGAAGUUUCUAGAGGAAAAUUGCACUGGAGAGAAUCUGAUGGCUCUUCACCUUGCUUUCUGGUGUUCCGAAGGAGAAGAAAGGAAAAGGAAGGAAAGGUAGGGUUUUGUAUUUGUACAGCUAAUUGAUCUGGUUCUUUAUGUAAAAAGAGGAAUAGAGAUCAUCAUCUGAUUUAUAACCCAUUCUUUAAAUCUAUAAUCUCAUUUUCCAUG